Molecule: messenger RNA, 510 nt
Organism: Caenorhabditis remanei
Lineage: Eukaryota; Metazoa; Nematoda; Chromadorea; Rhabditida; Rhabditidae
Exons: 4
Coding region: 1-510 (169 amino acids)
Source: RefSeq, a predicted model, not a curated record
AUGCUUCCCUUCCUCCUAUACCUUCUACUUCCAGUUUUAAUCCAAUCCUGCUUGGUUAUUAGAUACACUGAGCCGCCAAAAUGCGAAUGUCAAUGGGUUUCACUGAACAAAACAAACAUUCAAAGUUUUGUGAGCGAAAAUCCAUUUUAUACCAAGAAUGUUUCUUUAUAUUGGUUGGAUGGUUCGUCCCCUCCCGUCUCCACUCAAGAUGACUGUUCUUUAUCAAUUUAUUGUGUCACCGAGGGAGACAGUCUUGUUGUUAUGACCAAGACAUUUGCUAUUUUGUUUGACGCCUACUCUGCGGACGCCCUUUGUAACCCUUAUACUCAAAAGUGGCAAGUGGAUAAUGGGGCGGAGCUUGUUACCUAUGAUGAGUUGUACGCAGUUUGCGUGGAUUACAGAACAUACACCACAGGUCCUCCGCCAACAUUCGAAACAACCGGAACACCGCCACCAGAGAUUAUUCCGUUCAGAAGUGCAGUUAAUAAGGUUUUGAGUUGGUUUUGGUAA